AAUGGUGUCAAUGGUUGAGUGGAGUACCAGUGGUUCAGGUACACCAAACUAACAAAAGCAGCAGCUUCUCUUGGACCAAAAGUCAACAAACUAGCUACGUGGUAGCUAUAUGUUGAAGCACUCUUGGUUUUCAGUUAGUUGCAGCAAAAAAGAUACCCAGCAUGCGACGAAUGAGAUGUUGGACACUCUGGAAUCUUGCAGUUCUACCCGUUGGUUGGAACAUUGGCAUUGUCACUGCAAACGGACACUUCAAGUUGAGACGACAUCUGCAAGAACCCAACAACAAUGAUGGGCGUGAACCUCCUGCAUUGCAACCAGAGAUUAGUUUUUCGGGGGAUCAUACUUUCAUCAUGGAUGCAGCAUCAGCACCACCACCACCGCCAAAACCAAUAGCCGAGGAGGUGGACUACACGGAUAUCAAUGCCGAAAUUAUUGGAGGGAAUCUCUCGACGACUCCCUAUCCCUUCUUUGGGCGAUGGGAUCGAGGCUGUGGUGUUUCCUUGGUAGCUCCCGACAUGGUACUGACAGCCGCUCAUUGCGGUCGGACCAGUCAUCACCGCAACGUGUAUCUGGGAUCGCUCCAAGCCAAUGGAGGCGUCCGACGAACCUUUGUCCAAUCGAUACCUCAUCCCGACUACAACGACAACACGGAAGAGUUUGACGCCAUGUUAUUAAAGUUGAAUUCCAGUGCCUUGAUGGACCGGUGGUUCAAUGUCUCGGAACAAGAAUGGUUCAACGCCAGUACGGGACUCUCGACCGUCGAAUACAACCGAAACCACAGCAAUCCACACGCCGGAGAUGACUUGUUGGUGAUGGGAUUUGGUGUGACACAAGUCAGUCAAUCGGUGCAAGUGGCAGAAUUGUACGAGUUGACGGUACCGGCGUUCAACCGCACUUGUCCCUCACGGUACGGCGAAGGAGAAAUUUUCCCAAACGUCAUGAUCUGUGCGGGGUAUCCCGAGGGUGGAAGAGACACCUGUCAAGGCGACAGCGGUGGUCCCCUGGUAGAUGCCAAUGGCGUGCAAGUGGGCUUGGUCAGUUUUGGUAGAGGAUGCGCCGAGGCAGGCUUCCCAGGAGUCUACACACGGGUCAGUGCCUUGGCUGCUUGGAUCGACGAGGAGGUAUGUGCCAAUAGCUGCUACCCUCCCAGCACUUGUGCACCCGAUGUUCUGCAUUUGUGUGCCCGCAACAAGGAAGAUAAAUCGCCCACGGCCGCGGUGGUGCUCAAAGUCAUUGUAGCUGCCGAUGCCUAUCCCAAUGAGGUGUCGAUUACCUUUCGACAUGUCGACUACAAUGAAGACUAUUGGUCUGUACCCUACAAUACCGUCCCCGUCGAGAAGGGGGCUGAUGGGCUCUUUAUGUUUGAAGAAAUCAUCCCCCGACAUAUACCUUCUGGUCGGCUCUACUUGGGCGUCUUUGACAGCGCCGGCGAUGGCAUUUGCUGUAUCUUUGGAAGGGGGUACAUUGAAAUUGUCAAUGUGGCCACCAAUCGCACCGUCUUUCACCACGAGGGAACGUACGGAUCCUCAUUGGAGCGGUACAUUAAUAUUGAUGGCAAUGGUAAGCCUCUUUGGGUGGACAAUGAUCCCCGUACGACAGACGACGUGAUCCCGGCAUCGGAUACUUCCUACGAUGCCGAGAGGGAUGAUCCUCUGUGGCCGGGAGCUUAUUCCAGGCGCACCAGUCUAUACACUGUAACCGUCAACGUCAUGUAUGAUGAUUACCCAGAAGAGACCCACGUAAAGUGGAUCAGACUGAACAGUAUCCCCUACAAUACACCCAUCACACCCAAGGCCAUUGACACCGAUUCCUUCAAUAUAAGUGCGGAAAAGUCAUCGCUCGAUAUAACUUCGGAGCAGCCAUCGCUCCGAUCCAACGGAAUCUCGUCGUACAAUCUGACCGCCAAUCCAGGACUUCAUCGUGUGCAAAUAACGGAUGCUGCAGCCGAUGGGAGCUGCUGCUAUUGGGGAAAUGGUUUUAUAACAAUCACAAAUGCAACCCAUGUUCUGUGGAGCCUUACCGGCAAUCAAUACACCAAUGAAUCAAGCGCUUACAUUUGGAUUGACGGAGAUGGAACCUCCCAAAUAGCAGACUAUAUUCCUGGCAAGGGUUACUACCUGAUACAGGAACACAACAAUACAAAUGAUAGCGGUGAAACUUCUGGUUCCGCAACAAUAGAGCUCCUUAUGAGCGACUCCGACGACUGAUCAUGCUACCAAGAUGGAGGGACGCUUACCAAAAAUUGGUGUCUCCUGAUAACCCUUGUUUCUUCUGGCUCUGCGUGCGCUUUGGUGGAACCCUGCAAUAGAAAAAGGCCCCAGACCUACAUGUAUUUCAAAGAAUACCAAUGAAUCUACAUUUCAGCUACAGUUUCCUGGUAGGUGGCACUGUAGUCACAGUCGCACAUUGAUCAGCAUCGGCAGCCUCGAAACUCUGGCCAUGCGCCGUCAGCUGCAGAGCACCAUCCAUGCUUGUAGCACCAUUGUCAUUAAGGUAGACCUUUCCACACCAGCCCAGUUUCAAAGGAUACGACGAUGGACCCGCAAUGCCUUGACAAGCCUGGGUUUGUUUAUAGAAGAAUGAUGUGAACUUGACAGCGUCGCCAGCCUUGAAACCAAGAGUGGUCUUCAUCGCCUCUGCAACCUCAGCAGUAACAUGAUAGUACACGAGGCAGCCAGGCGAUUGGCCUUCAACUUCGACCAAACUCUUGACACUUAUGAGCAAGUUUUCAUCGCAGGAGUUGUACAUGCUGCUCUCACUAACAGGAGCCUCAACCAACGUUCUGGGCGGUUUUGUGGCUGAUCCUUGGUUCUCAGAUGAAGUAGACACCUGUGGUAGAAUGACUGGACCGGGCCCAAAGUAGAUCUCCUCUUGCAAGCUAAAUCCUUGGGCUGCCAAACCCAAAAUGCCACUUGUUGUUGUGGCACUUCCAUCAUUCAAAUAGGCAUACCCGACCCAGCCAUCAAAUAGCCUCGGUGGAGCCUUGGGUCCCACAAACCCAUCACAAAGAGAUGAACCCUCAUUUUUGUAGUUAGAAUUGAAGAUCACCGUGUUUCCAGUUUCAAAACCCAGGGUGGUCUUGUUAACUCCAACCACAGUGGCAGUGACUUGGACAUCAGUGAUGCAUCCAGCUUGUUGUCCAACCAUGUUGGAGACACUGUUGACACUGAUCAUGAGCACUUCUUCGCUCAUGUUGCUUAGAGCUUGUGGUGAAGUAUCUGGCGUGUAUAUGGCAGCAUUUGAUCGGUUGGCACUGAGUGAAAGCAGAGCUAGAAUGAUAGACUUUUGUAGGCUCAUUGUAUCCUUGAAGUUGCUGUUGUCGUUUCCAGUUUUCGUUUUUUUCGUUAUUGUGUUUUUUGUUUGUGAUUUUGAUUUAUGAGAUCAUCGAGAAGGGAAAGGAGGGAUCUCUCCAGGAUAGAUUUGCCGGCAAUGAAUCAUACAGCGUCCAAGGCUCGUGGCUACCAAAACCGCUCGGUGCAAUUGAGCUCUGAACCGAUUGACACAAGCAUGACUUGCUUGGGAGCUGGCGAGCUGGCCUCUUUUGAGUCAUUCCUGCACGCAGUCCCCGCCAGACAUGCUUUCUUGCAUCACUUGCGUCGAUUGAAUCAUACACUGUGUACCAUUCAAUCGUCAAUCAUGAUCGCUG
This is a messenger RNA of Seminavis robusta, 3646 nucleotides long. The record is from the annotation of a GenBank genome assembly. Lineage: Eukaryota; Bacillariophyta; Bacillariophyceae; Naviculales; Naviculaceae.